This is a messenger RNA of Exaiptasia diaphana, 1547 nucleotides long. Its product is annotated as endoplasmic reticulum-Golgi intermediate compartment protein 2. Gene Ontology annotation, biological process: retrograde vesicle-mediated transport, Golgi to endoplasmic reticulum; endoplasmic reticulum to Golgi vesicle-mediated transport. NCBI's taxonomy places the organism in Eukaryota, Metazoa, Cnidaria, Anthozoa, Actiniaria, Aiptasiidae. Gene Ontology annotation, cellular component: membrane; COPII-coated ER to Golgi transport vesicle; endoplasmic reticulum. The record is from RefSeq and is a predicted model, not a curated record. The coding region runs from base 179 to 1450 and encodes 423 amino acids. The transcript is spliced from 14 exons.
AUGGCGUCUCGAUUUUGAUUCAAUUUUUUAUUUCAAAUCUAUUUUCUUUUGAUUUCUUCGUUGUUUUGCAAUCAAAGAUCAAAAACAUUCCAUAUAUUGACCAUCAAAUAGCUAUGCUUGACCUCUAGGGAUUUGAAACUAUAUCGGAAGACGUAGAAAGGUUGAAUUUGUAUUUAAAAUGCGUCGACUUGGAGCUCUUAGAAAUCGCAAGAAAACUAUAAAAGCAUUUACAGAACUCGAUGCUUUUCCAAAAGUACCUGAAAACUAUCAAGAGACUUCAGCCUCUGGUGGCUCAGUGACUUUGCUGAUUUCGAUCAUUAUUUUCGUUUUGGUURUGUCUGAGUUCUGGUAUUACAGAUCUCUAGAGACUAAAUAUAGUUAUGAAGUAGAUACUGAUGCAGAUAGUAAACUUUUGAUAAAUGUAGACGUAACAAUAGCCAUGGAUUGUGAUGAUUUAGGUGUAGAUGUGUUGGAUUUAUCAGGCUCAACUAUACAACUACAUGAUGGCCUCAAACUGGAACCUACUUAUUUUGAGUUGACAGAUGARCAGAAAAUAUGGAUGAGGAUGUUCAAAGAUUUYCACUAUAUCUUUGAAGGCUACAGAUCACUAGGUCAAAUUGGAACAUUUAAAUCAGAUAUGCCUACAUACAUGCCUGAGAGGAAGGAUUCAGAAAAGGACAAAGACAAGCCCCAUGAUGCAUGUCGUAUUCAUGGUUCUUUUGAAGUCAAUAAAGUGGCUGGCAACUUUCACAUCACUGCUGGAAAGUCAAUCCAGCACCCACAGGGCCACGCCCACCUGAGUGCUCUUGUUCCAGAGCAGUCAAUGAACUUCUCCCACCGUAUCGACCAACUAUCGUUUGGUACGCGCAUGCCCGGCUAUAUCAGUCCGCUGGAUGGUGACAUGCAGACUGCAGACAAAGCUCGACUAAUGUACCAGUAUUAUAUCAAAAUUGUACCAACACAUGUUAAGAUGCUUGGAAGAAAAGAUGAAAUUCUUUCAAACCAGUAUUCGGUGACACAAAGGAGUCGUGAAAUAAGCCAUAGUCAAGGAAGCCACGGUAUUCCAGGAAUCUUCUUCAAAUAUGACAUGUCAUCGAUAAUGGUCCGUGUCAAAUACCAGUACCGUUCAAUGACUGCGUUUCUUGUACGACUGUGCGGCAUAGUUGGCGGGAUUUUUGCUACUUCUGGUAUGCUACACUCUCUGGUUGGUUACUUGGUUGAUCUUGCUCUCUGUAGAUUUGGUUACAAAAAGCUUAAAACGGAGGACGACCCAACGCCAGUUCAACWUCAAUCAGAYCAACMUGGACACAACAGUGGACMAACUCAACAGCAGGUCCCUAUUCAACAACCUGUAAUGAACCCAGAGGGAUUUCAGAAUCCWGCACAAAUCGAAAUAACGGACAAUACCACUCCUGUUCUCCAUGAACUUCCAACCCAAGCAACGGCAUAAAGAACGGAUUUURGAUCCCAGAAAAGAAAAUGUUUAAACUAACAAAUUGUUUCAAUCGCAACCCGUUACUCAGUCAUUAAAACGAAACAUGCCUAUU